AUGCUAGAUGUUUGUUGCCUGAAAAAGUUUCUUACACCAAUUAGAAUCCAUGAAACUACGAAAUAUUUGAACGAAGGGCCUGAGCUAGCUAAUGACCGGCGAAGCAGCCCUACGUCAAAAACACUCAAAGAAUUGCAGUUUCUUACACCAAUUAGAAUCCAUGAAACUACCAAAUAUUUGAACGAAGGACCUGAGCUAGCUAAUGACCGGCGAAGCAGCCCUACGUCAAAGACACUCAAAGAAUUGCAAGACAAUGAUGCACAGAGACAAAAACAGCUUGUUACUAUGAAACAGGAACAAGAAAAAUCUUCUCAGAAGUUAGAAAAGAAACUAGCGUCAAACUUACAACAAACAAACGACGAGUUGAAUAAACUAAAAGAAUCAUCGAGGCACAAGGAAGAAGAAAUAGAAAAGUUAAAGCAGAUUCAACGUCAGCAUGAAGAAUCUAACAAAAGCCUAACAGAAGAGAAUAAGAAACUAGAGGAUAGUCUCCAGCGAGAGAGAACUUCGGUAAAACUCGUGAAACGAGAGAAUACAGAGUUAAAAGAAUGGAUAGAAAGACUAGAAGACGAAAACGAAACAUUGUCAGCUAGACCUUAUACUUCAAUGACAUGUAGAGAUAUAGACGAUAUGGACAGUCACAGUCUAAUAUCAUACCGACGGCAGCCGACGGGACUCUCUGGAAACGGUGAUAGCACUAGUAUGGGGCACCUUCUAACUCAAAGAAGAGAAAUCGAAGAGGAAAUAAAGAGGAAGCAAAUUGAGCAGAAAUAUCUUAAAAGGAGGCUACUAGAAUUGAAAUCCCUCGAACCAAGAACUGUUGAUAGCCAGGUUUGUGCUAUCCAAUAGUGAUAGGCGCUGGUACAUAUCUAUAACUUUAUGCUUUAAAUUUGUUUAAGUUUAGAAUCUCCAUAAUUCAGUCAUAUUGCUUCCCAGUGUGUCUUUCGAUUCUUACUAUUGAUAUCCGGAACAAAAUGGAGUACAUGCAUGUACAGCUAGGCAUGAAAUCCAGGGUGCGAAAUCACUCCUACAGAACUAAAAUAAAAUUUCUUGAAAUGGAAAAAUCACAGUAAAACUGUAUUGAAGAGUUUUGACAUAAAUUCAAAUAAUUUCAUUGCAAUUAAGAUACAAUACGUUUAAUUCAAAGGUUCUUAUCUUCAGCUGUUUCAGAUAAGUGGGAGUAACUUCUUCAGAACCUUAUUUGCGUGCAUGUAGAUUCAACACUGGUUAAGUUUCUUCGUUUCUGAAUCUGUUGUUAAAAAGCUAGUGUUAUUAAAUAUCGGCAUUAGAUGCAUUUGCUUACACUGUUCUGAAAAGUUAAUUCAUGAAUGUGUAACUGUUGAUAUUAUAGAAAUAUGCAUGAUUACUAUGAUAUUGUGUGUUAUAUACAUGUAUAUUUUAAUCAUAUAGAUAAUUUUUGAAUAGUUAAUUUGAAAGCUUUUGGCAUAAAUGGGUAUAUUUGUCUUUGUUUUCUAUUAAAAUAUACAUUAUAGUUACCAGGUACAUGUGUUUUU
Ruditapes philippinarum (Manila clam) is the source of this 1514-nucleotide messenger RNA. RefSeq names its product trichohyalin-like. The record is from RefSeq and is a predicted model, not a curated record. Bases 1 to 849 code for a protein of 282 amino acids. NCBI's taxonomy places the organism in Eukaryota, Metazoa, Mollusca, Bivalvia, Venerida, Veneridae. The transcript has 5 exons.